Messenger RNA from Paramecium pentaurelia, 384 nucleotides. Lineage: Eukaryota; Ciliophora; Oligohymenophorea; Peniculida; Parameciidae. The record is from the annotation of a GenBank genome assembly.
AUGAAAAAUCAAAAUUAAGAAAAUUUUAAGAAAGUUUAUUUUCAUCCAUAAAAAUAAGCAAUAUUGGAGGAGCAGGAAAAUUAUAAACCUCAAAUAUUAUCGUGUCGAUUGAUUUUUCGAGCAUAAACUUGCUUUAAAAAUUUUGGAUUUGAUAUUACAACUACAGGAAAAGUUUAGAUAAAACUAUUAACCUUAGCUGUUAAUUACGCACGAAAUAAUUUAGAAUUUUAUUAAGGGUGCUAUCUUACUUAAAAUAUUAUUGAAUCUCUAUCAUUUUGUAUUUCAAUAUCUCGCCUUCAUUCCUAAUUUCAAAAUUUAAAUCUGUAUAAUUAUUCAUUUUUUUUAAUUACUCAAAAUUUUUUUUGUUCAUUUGUAGAAAGAUGA